AUGGCUUGGUUGAUUAAUCUUAUUCUUUUCAUUGGACUAACAAAAGCUCAGUUUUCCGAUAUGACUGAUAAUAUUGACGUUGAGGAAAGAAUUAUAAGUCUACUUCUAAGAUUGCAAACGGAUAAAUACUACGACACCCUACUAAUUUACGGAGAGAAUUGUGUCUUUCCUUCCCUAUCCCGACGAUUACAAGUUCCCACAGUUCUGGUGUCUUCUUCUUCUGGCAGCACGAACUUCGACUGGAAUUUCAGUAGUUUAGCACUUGUACUGAGUUGUGAUUUUCAAGCCGAGAGGGAGGAGAACUAUCGCACACUAAUGAAGCUGCAAAUGAACAGACGACUUAUCCUUCUACAAGGGGAUACCCAAACGGAGUCGGUGUGCGACUUCUAUUCAAAAAUGGAGCAAUAUAAUGUUGCCAUUGUGAAAGUCAACGGGUCUGUCUACUCCUGUCGCUACUUUCAGGAUCAAAAUUAUGAAGAAGUGAAUCUAUUUGAUGGUAAACCCAUUUUCAUAGAUCAAUUUCGAAACAUGCAUGGAGCACCGAUCAGAACAAUAACAGACAACUUGGCACCGCGGUCAAUGGUGACCCAGGACCCGAAAACAGGGGAAAAGAAGUGGAUUGGCUUUGUGGCGAAUUUAUUGAAUAACUUUAUUGAGAAAGUCAACGCAACCCUGGACAUGCAGGUGAAAUUGACCGAGGUCGAGGGGAAGGUCUUUUUUGUGAAUAUUUCGAAAUGGACCGCAAAUGACCUUUUGGAUAUUGGCAUGAGCGUGGACACCACCUGGGAAAUGAGCAACUUUGAUACGUUCACCUAUCCGUACCUGAUGUGCUCCUACUGCUUUAUGGUGCCUCUUCCGGAGAAGAUACCGUACAACGAGGUCUAUGGUGUGAUUAUAGAUCAUAGCGUUCUGGGCCUACUCAUUGUCAUGUUCUGCAUCUUUUCGGUGAUGCUUAUCUACAUCCAGAGAAAGUCCUUUCGAGGUCUGACCUUGACCAGUGUCCUGAUGAACGAUAUGUGCUUGAGGGGAUUCUUGGGUCAGCCGUUUCCCUUUCCCCGCCAAUCCAGUAGGAAACUGAAGCUGAUCUGCUUGCUCCUGUGUUUCGCCAGUCUAAUGACCACAACCAUGUACGGGGCCUAUCUGAAUACCUUUCUGUUUAGUCCUCCACCUAAACCAAUGAUUCGUACCAUUGGCGACUUUGAAAAGUCCAGGUACAAAAUUGCCAUGAACUGGGUCGAAAUGGAUAUGCUGCGCUUCGGGAACAAUCGUAAACUGGAAAAGGUGAGCGAUGAACGAGUCAAGAUCUUUGAAGACUACUACGAGUUUGUGAGAUUACGCGAAUCCUUUGACGACAACUAUAUCUUUCCGGUGACCAGUGUGCGCUGGGGCACUUACAGCGAGCAACAGCAGCUAUUUCAUCACCCCGUAUUCUACUACUCAGAUGAUUUUUGUCUCAGUCGCUACAGCAUAUUGAGCUUCCCCAUUCGACGUCACUUGCCCUAUCGCCAUCUCUUCGAGGAGCACAUCCUGCGGCAGAAGGAAUUUGGCUUAUUGAAGUACUGGAUCGACCACAGCUUCUUGGAUAUGCUGAGGCUCGAUCUUACACCGUUUACGGAUUUCAGCAAACCGCAAGAUGAUGACUUGGUCAUCUUCGUGGAUGAUCUUUACUGGGUUUUCGGCCUCUACGCGUUUGCAUUGGGUAUCAGUUGCGCUUGCUUCGCCCUGGAGCUCUUGGUAUCUUUAAAAUGCUGGAGCCGCUUUAAGACAUAUAAAUGGGGAUGGUUUACAAAUUAUUAG
Molecule: messenger RNA, 1797 nt
Organism: Drosophila takahashii
Lineage: Eukaryota; Metazoa; Arthropoda; Insecta; Diptera; Drosophilidae
Source: RefSeq, a predicted model, not a curated record